CCAAAGCCAUUUCCGGCGGGGCGAAACUAGGAAGAAACUUGAAGCUGUUGUGGCUUCCCUGCAGCCCGUGUUCGCUGCUCCUGUGCCCCGUGGCCCGGGACGCGCCGAGCCGUCGGGAGCCCCGGCCAUGGGGCUGUCCGGCCCGUCGGCAGCGUGAGGCGCGGGGCCUCCCGUGGGCUCCCCUGACAGGCGGAGGGCGGGCAGGCGGGAGGCGUCUUUCCAGCCGCGGUCGUGGGCGCCGCUGCUGGCCCGGGCUGCGGGCAUCAUGAACAUAGACGUGGAGUUCCACAUCCGGCACAACUACCCCUGGAGCAAGUUGCCGGCCAACGUGAAGCAGAGUCUUGGAAAUGCGCAGAGAGAAUACGAAAAGCAGGUUGUCCUGUACAGUAUCCGCAAUCAGCUGCGGUACAGAAAUAACCUGGUUAAACACGUCAAGAGAGAUGAGCGCAAAUACUACGAGGAGCUACUAAAGUAUAGUCGAGACCAUCUCAUGCUGUACCCUUACCAUUUAUCGGAUAUUAUGGUCAAGGGCCUGAGGAUAACACCGUUUUCCUAUUACACUGGGAUUAUGGAGGACAUUAUGAACAGUGAGAAAAGUUAUGAUUCACUGCCCAAUUUUACUGCUGCUGACUGUCUAAGGCUUCUCGGCAUAGGAAGGAACCAGUACAUUGACCUAAUGAAUCAGUGCAGGUCGUCGAAAAAAUUUUUCAGAAGGAAAACAGCCCGUGAUCUUCUCCCAGUGAAGCCGGUGGACAUUGCCAUAGAGGCGUGGUGGGUGGUGCAGGCUGGAUAUAUCAUGGAAGAUGACAUAAAGAUAUGCACUUUGUCUGAGAAAUUCGCUAUUGAUAAGAUCAUCGAUGCAGGUCCUCAGCUCGCUGGAUCACUAGAUUACAAUGUAGUACAUAGUUUAUAUAACAAAGGAUUUAUUUAUCUGGAUGUACCAAUAUCUGAUGACAGUUGUAUAGCAGUUCCUCCUCUUGAAGGUUUUGUAAUGAAUCGAGUGCAGGGUGAUUAUUUUGAAACUCUACUCUAUAAGAUAUUUGUGUCAAUAGAUGAGCACACUAAUGUUGCAGAGCUUGCAAACGUGCUUGAGAUAGACCUAUCCCUUGUUAAGAAUGCUGUGUCGAUGUACUGCCGAUUGGGCUUUGCCCAUAAGAAGGGACAAGUGAUAAACUUGGAUCAACUUCAUUCAUCAUGGAAAAAUGUUCCAUCCAUAAACAGAUUAAAGAGCACUUUAGAUCCACAGAAGAUGCUGCUGUCGUGGGACGGCGGGGAGAGCAGGAGUCCUGUGCAGGAAGCCUCGUCCGCCACUGACACCGACACCAACAGUCAAGAAGACGCAGCUGACACGGCCAGUGUAAGCAGUUUGAGUUUGUCUGCAGGACAUACAAAGCGUAUAGCGUUUCUCUUUGAUUCCACUCUCACUGCCUUUUUAAUGAUGGGGAAUCUUUCACCAAACCUGAAGAGCCACGCAGUCACAAUGUUCGAAGUUGGCAAACUCUCAGAUGAGUCUCUGGACAGCUUCCUUGUAGAACUAGAAAAGGUUCAGAGCACUGGCGAAGGAGAAGCACAGAGAUACUUUGACCACGCGCUCACUCUGAGAAACACGAUACUUUUUCUUCGUCAUAAUAAAGAUUUAGUUGCACAGACUGCACAGCCAGACCAGCCCAAUUAUGGUUUUCCUCUGGAUCUCUUACGCUGUGAAAGCCUCCUUGGCUUGGACCCCGCGACUUGCAGCCGAGUUCUCAACAAGAACUACACGCUGCUCGUGUCCAUGGCCCCCCUCACCAAUGAGAUCCGGCCCGUCAGCAGCUGCACCCCUCAGCAUAUUGGACCAGCUAUCCCAGAGGUCAGCUCUGUCUGGUUUAAACUGUACAUUUACCACAUCACCGGGCAGGGACCACCAUCCCUUUUGCUGUCCAAAGGUACCAGGCUCCGAAAACUGCCAGAUAUAUUCCAGGGUUAUGAUCGAUUACUAAUAACGUCUUGGGGCCACGAUCCUGGGGUGGUUCCUACAUCCAACGUGCUCACGAUGUUGAAUGAUGCUUUAACGCAUUCGGCGGUUUUGAUUCAGGGACAUGGCUUGCACGGGACAGGAGAGACUGUCCACAUCCCGUUUCCGUUUGAUGACACGGAACUCCAAGGAGAGUUCAGCCGUGCCAACAUGGGGGUGCACAGCGCGCUGCAGGUGCUGAGGGGCAGAGUGGACGUGCGGCACUUCUGCGGGUACAUCACCAUGCUGAAUGCUUCGAGCCGCCUCGCAAGCAGGAAACUCAGCGAUGCCUCUGACGAGAGAGGUGAACCUGACCUGGCUUCCGGCUCGGAUGUGAAUGGAAGUACGGAGUCGUUUGAGAUGGUCAUCGAGGAAGCAGCUUUAGACUUGGCAGCUAAGCAGAACUCCGUUGCCACAGCAGAAGCAGACUGGGUUCCUCUCGAGCUGUGCUUUGGAAUUCCGCUGUUCAGUUCUGAACUAAACCGGAAAGUGUGUAGCAAAAUUGCUACCCAUGGCCUCUGCAGGAAGGAGAGCCUCCAGAACCUCUUACAUUCCAGUAGAAAGCUCGCUCUGCAUGUCCUUAACUUUGUUCACUCAUUCCAGGAGGGUGCUUCGACGCCGGACGUUCACGCAGAGGCCAGCUUCCCGAGUUUGCUCUCCCAGCCCUCCUGCGCCGACCUGGGAGUUCCACUUCCCGCCAAGAACUUGAUAUUCAAGGACGGCACCUUGUCCGAGUGGCGUGGACGCUCACCUUCCACACUUCGCGCUGCUGAUCUCCACGUGCAGUGAUUUGGUCCCACUGUUCAUUGCCGCUCACACUUCCUGCCUUUUUUCUUUCUCAACGUUAGCUCCAUAGUGCCAGCCACUGAAAAGUGUCUCGCUGCCGCAGUGCAGUCCAUGCUCACGUGGUGUCCAGGUUCCGGAACAUGUCCGUGUUUCCUGAAGGUUUCCUCGUCAUCGCACCUCCUCAUGCGACGAAAAGCUUUUUAGCAGCCUGCACUGUAUUUUUUACCUUGAGACAAUCGACAUUUCUUUUAUAAAACUGAAGAUAUACUUUAUAGGCUUUAUGAUGACUGUUAUGUUUAUAAGCAGUCACUAUGAAUAUUGCAACGGUAAUUUUGUAUGUUAGUUUAUCGAACAUAAUCUUGUUUAAUUUUAUAUUUUGUUACCUACUCUUUAGGGGAUUAUGGGGAGAUGAACUUAAGUUCAUCCUUGGCACUUAAAGUAGCAAAACUAUAAAGCGGUGAACAGCCAACAUCGAGAGAGGACGUGAUGGGGCAUUAUGGAUCCCGUGGCUGCCUGGAAACGGUGUGUGCGGCGGACUUGGGCCAAGGUGUGCGCGUCUUCAGUCGUGCACAGCUUCACCUGGACCUAUACGGGCUUAGCCCCGCCUCUGCGUUGGCAUCUCAUGAGAAGCUUCGGAAGACAUUCUAUUUUUAAACAAUGUUUCUAUGUGAACUUCUGUCAUCACUCACUUCGGGCUUUAUAUUUUGAUAGAGUCUCUCUGGAUAAAUAGAAUUUAUUUUCCAUUCUCGUAGCUGUGGCUGCUGCAUAUUUUCACUGUGAUUUAUUUUUUGUUUCGUUAAUUUUACCAAUGAAUUGGUAUGAAAUUGAAUUUGAUAGUCUCUAACCAAGGUUUGCGAUUUUAGAUUAGAAUUAUAUAAUAGAAUCAUUAAGGCUAUGUCUUCUGAUCACAAUACUUUAGUGAAAAGCCUACUUUGAAGACAUAUUCUUAGGCAAUUUGGAUCUUAAAUUUAUGUGAAUAGUUUGGGAGGAAAUGAUAAAAAUGAGUAAUUUCAAAAUGUUUCUGGAGUUACUGAUUUUUUAGUGUCUCAAAUGUCAAUUAGAAUAACUGGAAUCACUUUUUAGAUUUUUCAAGCUACCUUGGGAAGUGUGUGCAGUGUUACAGAUUAGUUUAGCUGUUCUCAUAGGGGAAUACUGGUUUGCUAGCUUAAAGCUGUAACCAAACUAACUGGUCAAAGAACUUACUUCUAAAACACUUAAAGCAUUAGAAAAUUUGGGAAUGUUAAACCUAAACAUUUUUUUGCUGAUAGUUUUUGUUAUUUAUAGAGCUGAUAUUUGUGGAUUUUAACAUACUUCUAGAAAUAUAUGCCUUUUAGAAACUGUUCACAUAGCUGUGUGCUCAGUAGCGUGGCCCGCCUGUGGAGCUGGGUGGUCUGGCGCAGGCUGACCAGGGCGUGGGCCGUGCUGUGUUCAAGGGAAACGCAGUCAGCGUUUCAUUUUCUACUUUCUCUUCUAUGUGGUAGAGACCAGUGUAUGUUAUAAACGUUUGUCUAUAAGAGGAAAUAUACAUACUGAUAUUAAAAUAAUUUCUAUGACUGUGAAUCACUCAUUUAUUUUUCCAAUAAUUGACAUUGUACAUUCCUAGUGCUAUUAGGUAUGUAUGUGACUUUUAUAGAUUUUCAGUUGAAAGCUGUAUUUCAUUUGAUCAGGGCUCUUUAAUCUCAUUUUCAUUUGCUUUGUUUGAAUUAACUGGUCAUUUUAUUUAUUCCUGUAUUACCGAUCUCAGCUUCCUGUAGUGACAUAUACACUAAUGAUGAGUCAGACAUUUGUGGUCGUUGGCAGUGAACCCAGUUGCUGGUGAAUUUAAAACUUAAAUGUGGAUGUGAUUUGCUGCUGCAUUGUCCUUGAGAGAUGAUGGGGGAAGAAGGAGAACCUAGUAAUGAUCAUGGAUUUCAGGGAAAGUACUGACAAAGCAUGCGGCCGGCUCUGGUUUCUCCUGUGGGUGAGGAAGGCAUCUGAGUCCUGGCCAAGGACCCCCAUUAAGGGGGUCGUCUGCAUUUGGAGGGCUCUCAGCAAGAUCUGAAGUCCGCUUCAUGCUUUGUCUGUGAAUUUGGCUUUGUUUCUUUCACAUGUCAGCUCAUGUAAGGAUGCAUCUCUUAAAUCUUACGUAGGUGUUGAUCUGUUUCAACAAAAAGUAAGUUUAAAACAUAGCCUUUAUUAUUUGCCAAAGAUGAUUCGUGAAAUAAUUUUCAUCUAAUUUUUCUGCAGAUGCUAAAUUUCAUUAGCUUUGGCUACCUCCCAUUUCUUCCCCCCCUUCAUGUAGCUUAAACCGUAGCAGACAUUCCUUAGAAACCAAGAGGAAAAAGAUACCAAAAAGGACGUAGAUUAGAAUUUAGUGGGGUACACUUCCACUCUCACGCGGGCCUGCAGGACUGCAACUCUGUGUCAUUAAAGACAAUUAUCAUCUGAUUCCCUUGAUUUCUUUCUCUUCAAAUAUGUAAUCAGAUGAUUUUGUAUUUUCUUAAGUAUUCGUUUCUUUUAUUGGAUGUUUCAGUUUUCUCUGCCAGUCAUCUUUCCCAUUCAUGUUCAGUGUUUCAAAUACAUUUGUAUUUAAAGACUUUAAAGUACCAAAACUGUAACUAAGUACAGUGGACUGUUUUCUGGUAUGAUGUUAAUAUUAUACAAUGAAAUGUAUAAAGUGUUGUCAAUUUGAUUAUUGACUCAUAAUAUGUUUACAAAUAAACUGUGGUGUUGAUCAAGUU
Messenger RNA from Phyllostomus discolor (pale spear-nosed bat), 5499 nucleotides. RefSeq names its product family with sequence similarity 91 member A1 (gene FAM91A1). The record is from RefSeq and is a predicted model, not a curated record. Gene Ontology annotation, cellular component: trans-Golgi network; cytoplasmic vesicle. The transcript is spliced from 24 exons. The coding region runs from base 266 to 2782 and encodes 838 amino acids. Lineage: Eukaryota; Metazoa; Chordata; Mammalia; Chiroptera; Phyllostomidae. Gene Ontology annotation, biological process: intracellular protein transport.